Messenger RNA from Paracoccidioides lutzii Pb01, 288 nucleotides. RefSeq lists its product as hypothetical. The record is from RefSeq and is a predicted model, not a curated record. The transcript is spliced from 2 exons. Bases 1 to 288 code for a protein of 95 amino acids.
AUGAUAUCAUGGGGAUCUAUUUCUUCACCAUUACCUUUUGCUCCCGGGCCGCAUACCGGCGCUGUGGAGGAAGCAGCUAGGCUUAUCGGUUCCGCAAAGCGGCCCGCGAUUAUUAUUGGUGCGGGAGGGAAUUCAUCGCAAGAGCAAAGCCGGAGAACAACUGACCAAACUCUCCAAAGCAUGUGGCAUACUCAUCUUCGACACAACAAAAUGCAUGAUGUCCACCAUCCCCCCACAAUUCGAACUUCUAAGGCGGACCAGCUAGGAAACUCGCCAUUCCUUCCAUGA